Quercus robur (English oak) is the source of this 1170-nucleotide messenger RNA. RefSeq names its product putative F-box protein At1g47730. Gene Ontology annotation, molecular function: protein binding. The record is from RefSeq and is a predicted model, not a curated record. The transcript has a single exon. NCBI's taxonomy places the organism in Eukaryota, Viridiplantae, Streptophyta, Magnoliopsida, Fagales, Fagaceae. Bases 1 to 1170 code for a protein of 389 amino acids.
AUGGCUACAACACCAACGCGGUUCGAUGAUCUCCCUCUCGAAAUCGCUUUCGAGAUUCUGAGUCGGCUGCCUGUGAAAACUUUAUUGCAAUUCAGAUGCGUUUCCAAAUGCUAUAACUCCAUCAUCACCAGCCCCGAUUUCAUUACCAAACACUUCAAACACAACCUAGAAGUCAAAUCAUUAUUAUCGGACGACAACAACAAUAAUCAUCUACUAUGUAAGCCACCCCCAGAUCCCAGGGACCAAGAUUUUGUGCGUACAGUCUUUUGCAAUAUCAGCAGCGACCACACAUUGACUGAGGUUUACAGGUUGACAAUCCCAGUUUUUAAGCCCACCAUUGUUGGCAUCAGCAAAGGCUUAUUCUGCCUCGCUUUUCAGAAACCUAUUAUGCCAUCAUAUUAUUCUAAUAAUGAAGCAAUUGAUGGUAGUACAGUUUCCCGCGUAUUUCUGUGGAACCCAAACAUUAGAAAGCUUAAGAUACUUCCAUCAACUGAUGAAAGUUUUGAGGUUUACGGUUGUGGAUUUGGGUAUCAUCAUAUUCAAAACAAUGACUUCGACUUCAAGGUUUUGAAAUAUGGGGUUUUUUUUUUUGAAAGCCAGGUUUACUUCCAGGUUUACACGUUGAGUACCGAUUCGUGGAAACAGUUUGAGUCAUUUAAUGGGUCUAGAGGACCUGUUACUUGCAUUGAAAAAUCACCUUGUUUGUUUUUUAAUGGAGCUUUGCAUUUUAUAGCAUAUUCUCGACGCCACAAAUUCAUUUUGUCCUUUGAUCUCCAUGAGGAGAAAUUCAGGGAGGUAAUGUUGCCACAGAAUUACUCAAAUGGAUUGUGUUUUAAGUUUGAACAACUUGCAGUAUUGGAGGGAUCGCUGGCUUUGAUUGCUUUCCACAGUCCUCAACAGAAGUGCCACAUAUGGGUGAUGAGGGUUUAUGGUGACGUUGACUCUUGGACUCCAAACAUUGUAGAGUUGGAAGAAGUUGAAAACUUCUUCGGCUGCACGGGCCGUGGUGAACUUAUGGUUAAGAAAUCCUCUUCUCCUCAUAAACUCAUUUUAUUUGACCCUAAGAGUCUAGAUGAGAAAAAUAUUGGAAUCGGAGAUCUUACACCAGAGACUUACACAGCUAAUCUCAUGGAGAGCUUAGUUUUACUCAACGAGCCAAAGCUUUAUUGA